AUGGAAAAAACCUUCCCUAAUAAUACACAAGCAACAUACGAUUCUUCAGAUAGUAAAAACGCGCUUGGAAGACGACUUUCUCGUAGAACUUCUGACAGAGGUAGGGAAAGAUACAAAACAACUGAAAAGGAACUUGAAGAACGUGAGCGUGCAAAAUCAAGAACGCGUGAGCGAGCAAAAUCUAGGACGCGUGAACUCGAAAAUAACAGAGAACGAACAAAAUCCCGAACACGGGAAACGGAAUUUGAUAAAGAGAGAGUAAACACUUUAGAACGAGCGAAAUCUCGAGCACGAGAAAAAGCAACAGAUUCUGAUAAAGAGAGAGUAAGCACUUUAGAACGUGCAAAUACUCGAUCUCGUGAUGCAGAUGAUCGUGGCAGAUCAAGGCGAGUUCCCGAUGAUAAUUCGAAUGAUCGUGGCAGAUCAAAAUCACGACCACGUGAAAUUGAAGAAAGAGGUCGUUCUAAAUCUAAAACUCGAGAAACGGAGGAACGAAGAGGUAGAUCUAAAUCAAGCAAUCGAAAUGAUAACCGAGAAAGAGCUAUUUCUAGGGAAAGGGAAAAGGACAUUGAUUUUGAAAAAGAGCGAGAUUUACAUUUAGAGCGACUAAAAGCGCGUGGACAAGAUGAAGCAGAAAAACCGAAACAGCUUGAUCGUUCAAAAUCUCGUCAACCCAAAAUACCAGAAACAAAGGUUACCACGCGAAUAUAUAUCGAUGAUUCCCGACAAUUCAAAACUCUUGCCCUAACUUCAAAAAUGAACGCCCUAAACAUAAUCGAAUAUUUCAAAAAACGUAAUGCUAUAGAAGAUGGAAAUGAAUGGACACUUUUCGAAUUGGUUAAUGAAUUCGGUUUAGAGCGACCGUUAAGGGAUUGGGAAAUUGUUACAACAGUGAUCGGAAGCUGGGAACCAAAAACGUCUAAUGCAUUGCUUCUAAAGAAAUACGCUUACAGAAGUUCCUUGACAGUUGAGGGUUUGAGUAAUGGAGUGCCGCCUCUAUUUGGCUGGUUACACUUAGAGACUAAAAAAAACAAAUGGCAGAAGCGAUAUUUCUUUUUAAAAGAUGGCUCAAUUUACCAUUGUAAAGAUGCAAAGGCUGUGGAUCCAGUACUUCUUUGUUCCAUAUACAAUUUUGAUGUAUACACAUUGACACGAACAAUUAAAAAAGCACCUAAACCAUUUCUAUUUGCGUUGAAAUCUCAAGAUCGAGUUGUGAUGUUCGAAAAUUCUGAGGAUUAUGUACAUUAUUUAUGUGCUGAUCAUAUGGAGAAAAUGAAGGAUUGGGUUUUAAGUAUUAGGACUGCAAGAAAUCAAAUGAUGUUGGAGAAUCAUCCAGAAUUAUUUUCAGCUAUAACUGGAGAACAGACAACACCCACCUCUCCCCAACUAUCAUCAACAAAAAACCUUCAACCUUUAUUGGCUUUAGCGGGAGAUGAAUUGGAUAUUGGAGACAAAAACACUGAGAAAAGUUCAGGUUUCUCGUCUUCAGAACAAUGGGCCAAUGUGCGUCGUUUCGUCCGAGUUUUUAAAAGUGGAUCUUUAUUGGACUUUGAAAGACACAAUCCACCCAUAAAACCGGUUGAACCGGAAGUCACAAGUUUCAUAGAAGGUUCUUUAUUAGCCACAACUGAAGCAUUUUUUGAAAAUUAUAAAGAAAAAGAAAAAUCCAAUAAUAGUAAUGGCGGCACUUUGGUACAAAUUAAUGGCGAUGUAAAAUUCCAUAAAGGAUCCCUGCUCGAAACAAAAAUAUCCAUGCUCGAAACAAAAAUAAAUAGAGAUCAUGGAGAAAGUAAUGGGACAUUAGUGCAUAUUGAUGACGAUGUAAAAUUUCAUAAGGGGUCUUUGCUCGAGGGUAGAGGCAACAGAGAUCACGUCGAUACUAAUGUUUCGUCUAGUAGUACACUUGUAAAUAUUGAUGACGAAUUAAAAUUUCAUAAAGGAUCAUUAUUGGCGACUAGAGGUGCAUUUUCUCCGGCGAACAAAGAUCAUUUUGAAAUAUCUUUAUCUCACACACCCGAAUAUAACAAAGGUUCAUUACUAGCGAGGGGAUUAACAUCUAAUGGAAAAGAAACUUUUGAAAUAUCACAAUCACAAACACCAGAGUUUAAUAAAGGAUCUUUGCUAGCACGAGGUUUGUUAUCGCCAUCCAAAGAUUCUUUCGAGGGGUCACCACAUUCAUCUAAUUCGAGACCUCGACCUGAAAGAAAACCUUCAAAUGGGCCAUUGAUAUCGGUUGAUCCACCUCUAAUUCGAAACGGACCAAAAAUCACGUCUCCUUCGACAUCCACAUCACCAGGGAAAACGUUGCUUCAAUUAGAUCUUUCGCCCGACGUAAAACAUACACUUAAUUUACGAAAUAAAGAUUUUAAACCGUUAUUGAGUUUCGUUCCGGGUGAAAAACCUGAGCCAGUUCAUGAGACUGAAGCCAUGCGAGUGCAACGCGAAGCUCGUGAAACAGGAAAAACUUUACUGAAUUUAAAUAUUGAAAAUGAUUCGGACGAAUCGAAAGAAGCGGAUAAAGACAUCGAUGAUGAUGAAAAUGAUUUGUAG
Molecule: messenger RNA, 2550 nt
Organism: Ambispora leptoticha
Lineage: Eukaryota; Fungi; Glomeromycota; Glomeromycetes; Archaeosporales; Ambisporaceae
Source: the annotation of a GenBank genome assembly